GUCAAAACAAUCAUCAUCAUCACGUUUUUCUCGUGUUGGGUCUUUAUUUUUUUAAAAGAAAAUCGGAUAUUACUGUUUAGUUUGAAUCUAUUCAAGUGGCUAAAUUUGUUAUUUGUCUAACGAUGAGUGCGCCUACGUUCAAUGAUGCAACUGAUGAAGAGCAGUAUCUAGAUUUGCGUACAUAUUUGAAAAGUCUAGGUGCUGCUAUAUCUGAGGAAAAUUCAGAAGAUGGAUUUCACGUUGAUUUACAGCAAGUCAUAUCUGUUUGUGAUGUAGUUUUGAAGGAAGCAAAUGAAACAGAUGCUGAGUGCACUUUAAACAGUAUUGUUUCUCUGUUGAUUAUUGUUCCUCCAAAUGAAAGUGAAGGACUAGUACACACUUUCUGCGAUAAAUUAUCCAAAGCUCCCAACCCAAAAAUGGCAGCCGUUUGCUUAAAAGUUUUGCAGAAUUUAUUUGCUGGAAUUGGUGAGCACUCGCCAUUUUGCUAUGACAUUUAUUACAGCCUUGUUCGUGUAGCAGGCCAAACUGAUAGUAUAAAUAUGAUUUUCAAAGACUUAAAUAAGCUAAAAUCUUGGCUGAUUGAAAUGAAAACUAGCACAGAUAAAACUCAAAAACUCCUCAGAUUGCUGCAUGAAGUCUUGUUAGAAUGUAAACAAAGUGAGCUUGCUGCUAAAGUUAUGAUUGAAUUGCUGGGCACCUACACUGAAGAUAAUGCUUCUCAAGCUCGAGAUGAUGCUCACAAGUGCAUUGUAACAUCACUUGGAGACCCAAAUACAUUCCUGUUGGAUCACUUGCUUGCAUUAAAACCAGUUAGGUUCUUGGAGGGAGAAUUGAUUCAUGACUUACUUACAAUUUUUGUGUCUGAAAAACUCUCAUCAUACUUAUCAUUCUACAGCACAAAUAAAGACUUUGUGAAUUCUUUAGGUUUAUCUCAUGAACAGAAUCUGCAAAAGAUGAGACUUCUGACAUUCAUGCAAAUGGCUGAAACUCAGAAAGAAAUUCCUUUCACUCUUCUGGAAUCCGAAUUGCAAUUGAAAGCUGAAGAAAUUGAACCUUUUAUCAUUGAUGUAUUAAGAACAAAACUGGUUCGCGCAAAGAUGGAUGAACUUCAACAGAGGGUACUUGUGAGUUCAACUAUGCACAGAACUUUUAGUAAACCACAGUGGCAACAGCUUCGUGAAAUUUUGACAAGGUGGCAAAGAAAUCUUAGUCAGGUUCAGUCACAGAUGCAAACUGUCAUAAGAGCUCCUUAUGAAAAUGUUGCUAAUGUACAAGCUUGAUAUUAAGUAAUAAAAGGCAUU
This is a messenger RNA of Uloborus diversus, 1301 nucleotides long. RefSeq names its product eukaryotic translation initiation factor 3 subunit M-like (gene eIF3m). The record is from RefSeq and is a predicted model, not a curated record. The transcript is spliced from 9 exons. Gene Ontology annotation, biological process: cytoplasmic translational initiation. Gene Ontology annotation, molecular function: translation initiation factor activity. Gene Ontology annotation, cellular component: cytoplasm; eukaryotic translation initiation factor 3 complex. Bases 123 to 1280 code for a protein of 385 amino acids. Lineage: Eukaryota; Metazoa; Arthropoda; Arachnida; Araneae; Uloboridae.